AUGGCCGACCACGUCCUAAAUUCAAGUGCCGAGGUUGCGUCGAAGGCUAUCAGCCUCCGUGCGGAAUUGAAGACUUGGGAGAAAGAGUUUGCAUCCACACAUGAUGGCCGGAAAGCUGGUCGCGAAGAUAUCAAGCAACAUCCCGACAUUGCCGCGAAAUAUAAGGAAUACGGUAGACUGAAGGCACUCGAGUCUUCUUUAAGCCGGCGCGAGAACCGACAGGAAUCAUCCGACGCCCAGUCUAGAAAACGAAAACAUGCUUCUCCCACAGGGCCAGAUUCGGCGCAACCAGUCGCUACCCCACGAAAGUCGGCUAAGGGACUUUUUGCGACACCAUCAAACAACCGCAACAAGCAUAUCAACCACGUAGACGAGUUUGUGUCGCCUUCGACAUUCCGCAAGUUAUUCAGCCCUAGCGCACAUCGCCAAAGCGAACCAGCACCGUCACCACUCAAGGCUGCAAUCGGACCAACACCGCAGCGCGAUGGAAAAGCCCUCGGGCUAUUCGAUAUGCUGUCAGAAUCGGGAGGAAGCAACGCGACGCCAUCAGCAAAAAAACAAAAGGACUUCUUAGCCGCGGGGUUCCUUACGCCAUCCAAGCCGAAGACCUCUGAACCUAUGGCCGAAGUUCCAGAAGAGGAAGAAGAGAGCACACGGCUUUCCCGCACGCCCGCAUCCUCAACCAAACAAUUCUACUUGGCCAAUCUCUUCGCAACUCCAACGACUAUGCGUUACGCUGCUAUGGUCGAAAAAGACGAUGAUAGAGAAGAUCAGGAAAACACGCGCCCAACCAGUGAGGCACCUGCAUCGCCAGAACCGAACACCUCCGAAACCCCGUCCUUCUUACGGCGAACCAAUUUCAACAGACUUCCACCUCCACCUUCAAAUGAUCAGAGCGCGGGACUGAGUCCUAUCGCAUCCCGAAAACCACUGCAGUUUGCAGGGAAGGGAUUGUCGCAUUUGGUCCAAGGCCUACGGGCCAUGGAGGAAGAGCGCGAGGAUGAUGAGUGGGAUAUGCUCCGGGAAAUCGAAGCGGAGCAAGAAGCAGCGAACCUCCAGGUUCCUCAAAGUCAGGUCAUGCCAGACAACCAGCGGCCCUAUAAAAAGAAGGGACAGAAGCGAACUACGCGAAGAGUUAUCAUGCGUCCAGUUGCCCCUCGGCCAAAGCUUCGCCCGAACUCCACUCUGCCUCCUGUCGAGGAAUAUCCAGAAAGCGAUGAUGAGAUUGUUGCAGUUCCUGAAACUCAGCUCCCAGCAGGCUCCGAAGUCGUCGACGAUACCUAUCAUGAAGAAAAUAUAGGUGACGAUGUGGCUUCCUUGCAUACCAUGUCUGAUCCAGAAUCUGAUCCAGAGGAGCCUGAUGCAGACUCCGACGAUGAUCCAGAGUAUGGCGAACCAUCCAAACCUUUGGCCAGGGCGAAGAGUUUCUCCGAGCGUAUAAGGGAAGCCGUCUCGAUGGCCAAACCUCCACCCAAGGAAGAGCCAUUAAAGGCAGCGCCGGCUCCGGAGAAAGCAGAGAAGGCACCCAAGACCCGGAUGAUCAAGGCCAAUUCCCAGGCCCAUACGAAUUACCGAAGUCUGAAGAUCCACCACAGAGGAGGAUCUCGUGGCCGUGGGCGGUUCUGCAAACGAUAG
Messenger RNA from Penicillium cataractarum, 1635 nucleotides. It is a transcript of the gene sld2, whose product is annotated as protein sld2. Gene Ontology annotation, cellular component: DNA replication preinitiation complex. Gene Ontology annotation, molecular function: DNA replication origin binding; single-stranded DNA binding. The transcript is spliced from 2 exons. Gene Ontology annotation, biological process: double-strand break repair via break-induced replication; DNA replication; mitotic DNA replication preinitiation complex assembly. The coding region runs from base 1 to 1635 and encodes 544 amino acids. Lineage: Eukaryota; Fungi; Ascomycota; Eurotiomycetes; Eurotiales; Aspergillaceae. The record is from RefSeq and is a predicted model, not a curated record.